AAAGGCAUCCCGUUCUCUAGAUCCAAGCACAGAAUGUUCUGAAAAAUUGGUACCGAAAGGGGUCCGCGCGGAGGUAGGGGUUCGCCUUACGGAUUCGUCGAUACGCAUCGAUGAUUUUCAUUUGGCGCUACGCGGUGAUGCCGGGCGAAUCCAGUCAACGAGCGUCGACAAGUGGUGAACGCGUGUUUCUCUCUCUCAAAAAAAAAAUAUUUCCACUUUCUUACUCAUCUUCGACAAAGGAAACGAACAAUUUUAAAAAUAAAAAGCACAUUUCUCAAUGAAAUAUUUCUGUUAAUAAGUGAAACGGUUUUGCUUUGAAAAAAACAACUUCAAACAUCUGUGAAGUUUAUUGGAGUCAACGUGAUCGACAAAUUCCUUCGGUUCAUCUAGAUCCGAGGGUGACAUGGAAUGACAACAAGUCGCGUGUAAAUAUACAGAGUGACAGAAUUUUGUUGGAAAUUGGGGAAUCUGAUCUGUGCUUCAUACAAGAGUGAAAUAGAAUAAAAAUGGAGAGUGACGUUAGUCAGAUGGAGGAUAAGUGCCUCAUUGAAAGGAGGAGAGCGACCACCUUGGAAGAGUGUUCCCAAAUAAUCGAAGUGAACGGCACCGUUCGAUAUAAUAGAGACACGUUCAGGCGUCUUUUUCUGGACCAAAUAUUACUGGAGAAGUUAUUCACGUUGUUCGACCAAAACGAUAAGAAAACACUGAAGCAAGACGAGUGGAUAGAAUUUAUAAAGAGCAGACUAAUGAAUAAAAAGCAUACUUUCAUCGAUCAAUUCGAUAGUGUCGUGUACACUAUAUGCGGCGAGGAUUCUAUAAACCUCGCGAACUUUCGACGGAUAUUUGCCACUAAAGAGGUCGUAGACAAAUUAUUUCGCCUGAUUGACGAAGAAAAUGAGGGCUGCGUGUCUUCUAUUCAAAUUAUGGAUUUCAUCACGAAUCUCACCGACAGAAGACCACGUGCCGGAUUUGACAAGGCUAGUUUAGAAUGGUUGGAAAAGAUUUUCAAGCAAAUGGUGGGCAAUGAGAAGGAAAUAAGACGCGAGGAAUUUAAUAAUAUUGUCACUUCGAAAAAUCCAUUCUUCACUGAUAGGGCGUUCGAAAUAUUUGAUAAAGACAACUCUGGUGCCAUAUCUCUUCAGGAGUUUCUGGACGCAAUGCAUCAGUUCGCAGGAAAAAGUCCUGACGAUAAAAUCAAAUUUCUGUUUAAAGUUUACGAUAUUGACGGUGAUGGAUUAAUUCAACUUCGUGAAUUGGAACACGUGAUGAGGGCUUGCAUGGAGGAAAAUGGAAUGGAAUUCAGCGAGGAACAAAUCAAGGAAUUAACUGUGGCGCUAUUCGAGGACGCUGACCAAUCGAAUCGAGGAGCGAUCACCUACGAAGCGCUAAAAAAUCAGUUAAAGAAGCACGAGGGUUUAUUAGAAAAUCUUUCGAUCAGUAUCGACCGAUGGCUGGUUCCACCGAAGCCGAAAGCGAAACAGAAAUCGUUGUUUGGAUCGUUCGCAUCAUUACGGCCUUAUCAAUUCACGAAACCGUAUAUGAAGAACAAUUACGUUUAUCUCGCUUUUAUCGGUGCUUUCAUUUUCGUUAAUGCUGCCCUGUUUAUUUCAAGACUUUGCGAGUACAGGCAUUCGAACGGCUACGUCAUGCUUGCUCGGGCUUGUGGUCAGUGUCUGAAUUUUAACUGCAGCUUCAUCCUGGUUCUUAUGUUACGCCAGUGCAUUACCUUUCUUCGAACACACUCUUUUAAUUCUGUACUUCCGUUGGAUCAACACAUUUACCUUCACAAGGUAACGGGUGUUUUAAUUGGCGCCUUCAGUGUAGUGCACACACUGAUGCAUCUUCUCAAUUUCGGUACGGUCGUUGUAUACGAUGAAGUGCUCAAUUUUAAAAAUUACACUACAUACGAGUGGCUGUUGACGAGCCGUCCAGGACGAUUUGGUCUCGUACAAGGCUAUGCAAACCCAAUUGGGAUCAUUCUUGUCAUUAUUCUUACCAUAAUGACGGUGUGCUCGAUGCCGUUCGUUCGUCGUGGUGGAUGUUUCGAGAUAUUUUACUGGUCCCACUUACUCUACAUACCUUUCUGGAUAUUAACGAUUUUCCAUGGACCGAAUUUUUGGAAAUGGUUCAUCGGUCCAGGCACAUUGUGCCUGAUAGAAAAGGUUCAUCGGAUUGCUUGGACCCGAUCGCAGCUCGGGAAAACGUACAUAAGUUCCGGUCUCCUGUUGCCUUCGAAAGUGACGCACUUAGUCAUCAAAAGACCGCUUCAGUUCAGUUUUAAUCCUGGCGAUUAUGUUUUCGUGAACGUUCCCGCUAUUGCUCGCUACGAGUGGCAUCCUUUUACCAUCAGCAGCGCGCCAGAGCAAGAAGAUUAUAUAUGGCUUCAUAUUCGAGCAGUCGGUGAAUGGACGAACAGAUUGUAUUCAUAUUUUGAGAAUGAACAAAUGAAACUUCAAGCGGGAAGUAUAUUUUCAGAAGAAGAUUGCAGUAGCAAGAGUGUUCCUAAAAAUGUGUACCUUAAUAAAAAACAGGAUUUAAUUCCAAAUAUGAAAAUGUCUUCAAUGUCAUCGAAAGAUCAUCAAGGUCUUGAUAAUCCAGCCUUUGUCUCCGAUAGUGGCAGCGUCAAUUGUUUGCCUCAAAGUACAAAUGGUUUACCUGACAGUAGUAAAGUGUCCAAGGAAGGAAGGCUUCACCGUUUACUGCUUCACAGCAAAAUCCCAUUAAAAAAGUCUAUCUCAGUACCUGACAUGGAAACGAGAAGAAAAAAGAGAGACAGACUAAAUGUACUUCGCGAAUACAUGAGGUCCGAAUCAGAGAGGAACUUUAACGAAAGUCAAAUGCAAUGUGCACGAUUGAAAUCCCUAGAACAGGCUUAUUUAAGCCCACAAAAUAAAAACAUAGCUCAAAGUUUUCGAUAUAUGAGAACUAAACCUACUAUAAUUGCUUUUAAGACUCCAAGCAUGACGAAUUAUGAAUACGAAGUAGGAAUGUCUACAAGCAACGACACAAUUUCAGAAAUAAAUAAAGACAAGUACAAAAAUUUGUCGUCCAAAUUAGCCACGAUGCAAGUAGCAGCGGAAGAAGGUAGAUUAUCGUCAAAAUCGGACGAAAUAUUAAAUGGAAGUAUGGAAAACGCUAAGUCAGAUAUUUCUUCCGAUUCGCAUCUGAAUUAUUUAGGAAAACCAUUAGAGAUUUUCCUGGACGGACCGUACGGCGCUCCUUCAAGUCACAUAUUCCAAGCGCAACACGCGGUUUUAAUUGCAACCGGGAUCGGAGUCACACCGUUCGCUUCGAUAUUACAAUCCAUCAUGCAUCGUUAUUGGAAAGCCAGACACAUGUGUCCGCAAUGUAAAUUUUCCUGGGCUAGCGAUAUUCCGUCCACUGUAAUGCACUUGAGAAAGGUAGAUUUCUUUUGGAUUAAUAGAGAUCAGAGGUCAUUCGAGUGGUUCGUGAACUUAUUAUCUCAAUUAGAAAUGGAACAAGCAGAGCUUGGUGUCGCCAUGGAACAUUUCCUCGAGAUGCACAUGUACAUUACUAGCGCACUGCAAAAGAACGACAUGAAAGCUGUCGGACUGCAGUUAGCUAUGGAUUUGCUUCAUGCAAUGGAGAAACGUGAUCUUAUAACAGGUUUAAAAACAAGGACAAACGCUGGCCGACCGAACUGGGAUAAAGUUUUUAAACAGCUCAAAGACAAGAAAAAGGGAAAAGUGACGGUAUUUUACUGUGGCCCACCACAAUUAGCGAAGAUUUUGCGUUACAAAUGCGGUCAGUUUGGUUUCCAUUUUAGAAAAGAAUCUUUCUGAACUUGAAAUAUGACGUCGACGUGUUAAUUACAUCGCUUUUUAUUUAAAUUACUUAUACGUCACUCUAAUAAACUCAUCGAUCACCAUUUUACCAAUUGAAAACAAAAUGUAAUGAAAUUUUAAUUGUACCGUACAAUUCCACGUUAUUGUUAUUUAUUUUUUCAGAAAUUAAUGUAGAUA
Messenger RNA from Nomia melanderi (Alkali bee), 3983 nucleotides. RefSeq names its product NADPH oxidase (gene Nox). NCBI's taxonomy places the organism in Eukaryota, Metazoa, Arthropoda, Insecta, Hymenoptera, Halictidae. The record is from RefSeq and is a predicted model, not a curated record. Gene Ontology annotation, cellular component: NADPH oxidase complex; plasma membrane. Gene Ontology annotation, biological process: superoxide anion generation; defense response. Gene Ontology annotation, molecular function: superoxide-generating NAD(P)H oxidase activity; calcium ion binding.